AUGGCGCUUCCCUCCCCUGCCGGCUCCUCGUUCAUCAGGUUUUCUUCUUCUUCUUCUUCGCGCUCCCGCGGGGGCUUCUCCUGCGCCGCACCGUUCGUUCACCGGGUCCGUAGCCUUCGUUUCCCUGUCCGAUUGACCGAUGUUCCGCGGCUAAAGGCGCCGCGAGCCGUCAGGUUGGAUCGGGUUUUGACCAGCGACACGACGGAUGAUUUGGGUGAUGGGUUCUUCGAAGCCGUUGAGGAGCUAGAGCGGAUGGUCCGGGACCCUUCCGACGUUCUCGGUGACUUGGUAGAGAGGCUGUCGGCGCGCGAGCUCCAGCUGGUUCUCUUGUACUUCUCUCAGGAGGGGAAGGACACCUACUGUGCCCUCGAGGUCUUCGACUGGCUGAGGAAGGAAAACCGGGUGGACGCCGAGACUAUGGAACUGAUGGUGUCGAUCGCUUGCGGGUGGAUUGAUCGUCUGGUCGGUGAAGACCAUGCGGUUGAGGAUUUGGUCGGUCUGCUUAACGAGAUUGACUGUGUCGGGCUAGAGCCAGGGUUCAGUAUGGUAGAGAAGGUCAUAUCUUCGUACUGGGACAGGGGUAAGGAAGAGGAGGCGGUUUUAUUUGUGAAAAAUGUGUUGAGACGAGGGGGAAUUGGGAAUCACGUAACCGGAGAUGAACUUGAGGAUCAAAGGGGUCUGGUCGGGUACCUUGCCUGGAAGAUGAUGGUAAGAAUUUUCAAUUUUUAUGAACAGUUCACUUUCGGCCUUCAGCAUUCCAACUCAGUGGUGAUUUAAACCGGACCGCAAGUUUUAACUUCAAUUGCUCCAUAUAUGCAUAUAUAUAUAUAUAUAUAUAUAUGUUCUUUUUGAAAUUUUAUGCUCAACAUCCAUUAAUUGAGAGCAUUUUGAUGCUUUUAAUUGGUUAUUAAAUUUUCAAGGGUUGAAAUAUUGAUCAAAAUUUGUGCUGGGGUUUUUCUUUCAUGGAAAUACUUCCAUCGUCGUCCUCCGAUGUAAACCGUUUUCUAAAUGAUUAAUGGGGAAUAUGUAUUGUUCUCGUCUAUGUAAUAACUGCGCAUUAGCGAGCAUUUAUUUUGGUUUCAUGUGCAUUCAUAUUUUCAUUUCGUUCUGUUAUGUAUUGACCUCGGUAGAAUCCAAAUGAAUUGCAUCUGUCAUGCACAUUUUGGUUAUCCGUCUCCACAUACAUGUGGAUAACCUUUCUUUUCUUGAGAAUAAAGUGUUGUGGUUAUAACACUAAUCUUGAAAAUGAUCACGAAAAGAUUCUCAAUAUUUAUCGUUUAAAAUUUAACUAAUAUGCAAUUUAACUAACAUGCUUUUUGCCACUUUUAUCGAACCAUGAUGAGCUGUUCAUUUAAGGGUAUAUCCCGUUUCUGCAAGGUUGUAUCCUCUCCAAUAGGACAUAGAUCUGGAUUUUUUUUGGGAUUUCACUUUCUUUCGCUCCAUGAUACCACCAUUAAUCUCUUGGAGGGUAAGGGAAACAGUGGCUGUGGAUCAUUGUACAAUGGUAAAGAAGUGUUCAAGAGAAACAAGGGUUUUUGUUGCCCCUCUCUGGAAGCUUUCCCGAAUACAUUUGUGAUGGGUUUUCCAUCGAUGUUAUUGGAUGAUACACGUUAGAGAUAAUGUAAUUGCAAUCACAUUUUAUUUUUUAGUGGCUUCAAUCUGUUCUGUCAAAUCACAUCAAAUAGUAGUUUACCUGAAAGUUGUUGGUAAUACUGUACAGGCCAGACCAUUUUUUUUUUUAAUAGAGAGGAAUACACUUUUUGUAUGGCCUUGUGGUGGCCAUGUAAAAACUGGCAAAGGAUUAUUUGUGGUAUUACAUGAUGGAAUCUACCUUGAGGAAUACAGCUUAUGUAAGCAGAACAACUUGUUGCCAACCAAUAGUAGAAUAAUAAUGUUGCGGAACUAUGGAAAUCUAUGGCGGCUGACAAUGUGGUGGCAUAAAGAAAUCCUGGAUGGAGAGCAGAAAAAUAUGGACCAUUUUAAUAUGUCAAUUAUCUUCAAAGUUUUGAAAGGACCAGAAUGUUAUAAGGAGACUCACAUCCCCUUAUUGUUUAUGCAGUAAUGUUACUAGGAGGUCUUUGUUCUAGAGACUGCACCAGCUGAAAGCUACCUUCGCAGACAUUUGAUAUCCUGGUGGAGAUUUCAGCUAUGUUAGAUAUCCAAUGGUGCAUCUGUUCUAUCACAAAACAGGAACGUGAAAUGAAAUGUUUUUAUCGUUGUCAGGAGCAGUACCCUGACUGAUGGAAAAUUUCCAAAAUAAGAUUAACUUGUACUAGUUUCAACUAAAUAUUUUUCAGUCCAAGUUUGACCGAGUUCUAGUAUCACCUGACUAGCCUUCGGAGUUUCUAUUGACCAUAGUCAAGAGCAUAAAGGUAAUUCUCAGAGACUGUUGAUAUUUGCUAUUGUGUACUGCAUUACAGUAGAUCCAGAUAAACUAUUUGAUUCAAUUUUGAUGGUUUUAGUGAAAUGUUGAAGAAGUUGGUGGAAGGAGGGCCUAAAUCAUGUUGGUGGAUGGCUUUUUUUUACAAGCUACCUUGUGAACCGUAUAGGGGGGAAGGAAUAACAGAAAAUUCCAAAAAAAAUCCCUAUAUUGACAGGAAAGAGUUGACAUGACUGCAUUUUUUGCAUCCCAAUGAUUGAGAGAAAUGGAUUUGGGAAAAAAAACUUACUGUUCUAGUUUAUCCGUCUUAGUCAUCUACUGUCUUGUUAGAUGAGAAGAGGAGAUGUGUGCUGAAUAUCAACUUUGAAAAGUUUUAUCAUAGGGUGAGUUGAAAUACUGUGUAUAGGAUGUUGCGUCAUAUUUGCUUCACUCAGAAAUUCAUCAAUUGGAUAGUGAGGUCCAUAGCAACAAUUGGAUAAAUAGGGGCAUAUGUUCUUUCCAAAGUUCUUGCGCAUUAAGUCAGGCAGAUUCAUAUUUCCAUCUCUAUAUGUUUUGGUGGGGUAAGUUCUCAACUCUAUGUGAUCAGAUGUAGAAGAAAACUGUCUGAUCAGUGGGUACCUCCAGUGUUCUGAAGAUGCAACUUUAUUAUUGGGUUAAAUGGUAAACCUUAACCCGUAGACAUUCCGUAGAUCCCUUACUCCAUCAGCACUGCCUUUGAGCUUCGAGAUUCUCUAUUAAGGACAAUAUUGCGGAUGUGCUCCUAAGUGAGACUAUAUGGUUGGGCCACGCAUUCCUGCCUAUGAAAUAGUAGAUUUCCAAUGUAUGGAAGAAUUCAUGGACAUCAGUUUUGGUCGCAUUUGGUGCAUUUCUCUAUUGCUUCGUCUGUGACACCUGCACAACUGUCUGCUUUAUGGAAGAAAGUCCUAAACCGAGUUUCCCUGGAAAGCGGGUAAAUAUCAAAGACCUUACAAAGCGAUAGUCUAAAAUUAAUCUCCCCUGUUCUCCCUUCCUGUUGCCUGAGAAAAAGGGAGGAGAAGAAAAGUCCCUUGUUAUCAACCCCAAAGUCUCAGCUGCUCAUCUGAGACGGCAUCCUCUGAAUGCCCGCCCUGCUUGAUCUCCACUGUCAAACCCCUCGAGGGAGCGCCGAGAAUGCUUGUGAAUCCCCGUCUCCCAUGGCCGUUCUUCCUUUCCCGGCAGCAAUCGAAGGUCCCAUAUUAAUCUGGUCUUCUUUAUUUCACCCACAGAAGUGGGGAUGUAUGUAUAUAAGUUUCACCUCCGAAAAAACCUCUUUUUUGGAGGCCUCGUCAUCUUUCUAAUAGGUUCCUCUUUUUCGGUCUGAUACCCAUGACAGUUCUCUUGCUAGUUGUGGAGCAUCAGAUCGACCCUUAAAAUAUUGGAACCGUUUUCCUAUUCUCACUGGUUGCAAUUCCAAUCAAUACCCAGGCUGACGGCAGGUGCAUGAGUGCUGUCAAGCUAGUGACCGAAUGCAGGGAGUGCGGACUGAAGCCCGAGGCUUACAGCUACGUAGUCGCACUGACAGCCCUGGUCAAAGAACAGAAAGAAUUCUCCAGAUCUCUGCGCAGGCUGAGAGGCUCCAUAAAGACCGGAGCUGUGGCGGAGCUCGACGAGGAGGCUCAGAGUCUCAUCGAGCAAUACCAGGAGGAUCUUAUGAGUGAUGCCAUCCGUCUAUCCUCAUGGGCGAUCCAGGAGGGCGGCUCGACGGUCGCGGGGGCCGUCCACGAGAGGCUCCUGGCCAUGUACACCUGCGCCGGCUGUGGAUUGCAGGCUGAGCAGCAGCUGUGGGAGAUGAAGCUCUCUGGCAGGCAACCCGACAGCGAGCUCUACAACAUCGUCCUCGCCAUAUGCGCCUCCCAGAACGAGGAGGGUGCCGUUGGCCGCCUGCUCGCCAGCAUGGAGGUGGCGGCCGCCGGCCCCCGGAAGAAGACCCUGCUGUGGCUCCUGCGGGGCUAUCUCAAGGGCGGAUACUACGCCAAGGCGGCGGAGACCCUGGUGGAGAUGCUGGACUCUGGCAUGCGCCCCGGCUACCUGGACAGCGCCGCCGUCUUGCAGGGGCUGAGGACGACCUUGCAGGAGGACUCCGGCGUUGACCGAUAUCUGAACCUCUGCAAGCGCCUCUCCGACAUGGACCUCAUCGGGCCCUGCCUUGUAUAUCUCCGUAUAGGCAAGUACAAGCUGUGGGUUAUGAAGAUGGUGUAA
This is a messenger RNA of Spirodela intermedia, 4597 nucleotides long. The record is from the annotation of a GenBank genome assembly. Lineage: Eukaryota; Viridiplantae; Streptophyta; Magnoliopsida; Alismatales; Araceae.